Messenger RNA from Exophiala dermatitidis NIH/UT8656, 2895 nucleotides. RefSeq lists its product as uncharacterized. Bases 1 to 2895 code for a protein of 964 amino acids. Gene Ontology annotation, cellular component: nucleus. The record is from RefSeq and is a predicted model, not a curated record. Gene Ontology annotation, molecular function: RNA binding. Gene Ontology annotation, biological process: RNA processing. The transcript has a single exon. NCBI's taxonomy places the organism in Eukaryota, Fungi, Ascomycota, Eurotiomycetes, Chaetothyriales, Herpotrichiellaceae.
AUGACUUCUCCGGCCGCCGACCUCUCGGCGAAAUUGAAUGCCCCGGUCAAGAAAUCUGUCUUCGAGCGCCAGAAGGCAGAGGCAGAAGCGAAGAAGGCAAGGGAACAAGCGGAGACGGCCGCCGUGCUUGAGGAUUUUGUUAAGAGCUUUGACGAUGAAGGAGAUUCAUCCAGCUUCCCUUCCAGAAGGACUGGUCAUGGCGGCGGCGGGCCUAUGAACAGCAACUACGGUCCAGGACCGGGCAAAAGGCACUUCACAAGUUCUGGAUUGAAGAGCGGCCCCGGCAGUCUAGGACCAGUACCGUCCAAACCAAGGAGCGGACCGGGCAGCCUUGGAUCGGGGCCAAGUUAUGGCAAGAAGAGACCCUAUGAUGACUUUUCGAGCGGCGGCCCCAGGGGCCCUGAGCGCGACCGGCGAGACAAAAAUGAGAGGGAUCGAAUGUUUUCCCCAGAUACCGACGAUACACCCUCGAACGGCCGACGCGACACCACAGGUGCAGCCUUUGGCCGGCUAGACGAGGAGAGCAGCCGUGAUGCAGAGGAACUGAAGGCGGCAGCGAAGCCAACAUUACAUUUAUCAUCUCUUCCACCUGGAACUUCGCCGGCAGUGGUCAAAUCGCUGUUCGCUCCAUCCCCGUUGACGGUCGACAAUGUGCGCAUUCUCCCUCCUAGUACGCCGGGCUCGAGCACCGAGCGCAAGUCGAUUUCUGCAAUCGUCACACUUGCUGCUGAGACGCCCGCCACGGAUAUCGACACCAUGGUCUCGCAUUUACAGAACAAGUAUCUGGGAUUCGGCUUCUAUCUUUCGAUAUCCCGAUACCUCUCGUCCGCAGCCCUGUCUGGAGCCACCCCCACGUCACUGGUAGGCAGCAGCGGCACGAAGCCAUCGGCGAACUUGAAGAAUCAAAACCUCCCAUUUGGCGCCAGGCCGGUGCCGCACCAACACUCGUCUCUUUCUCGUGCCCCUCCCCCCGAACAUGGUGGGCGAGGAGGUCGAUUCGCACCACCCUCCUCGUACACAUCGUCCACUCCUUACGGAUCGUCCAGGUCAUCCAAUGCCCCUCGAACUCAGAUCACGGUACAGACUCCCAACGACCUCAAACAGCUGCGUUUGAUCCACAAGACCGUGGAAGCCCUGUUGACAUUCGGCCCGGAGUUCGAGGCCCUUCUGAUGUCCCGGCCGGAAAUCCAGCGGGACGAACAGUGGGCAUGGCUUUGGGACUCUCGCUCAACAGGCGGGGUAUACUAUCGAUGGAAACUCUGGGAGAUCUUGACGAAUUUCAAGUCGCGAAAGCAUCGCUAUGCUGCAAGCGGCUACGGCUACAACUCCCGACCGCAAGGCGAUGUUCUUUUCGAGGGUCAAAGCGUCUGGAUCCCGCCGGAGGACAACCUCAAAUUCGAAUAUGUGACCAAAGUCGAAGAUCUAGUCAGUGAUGACGACUACAACUCGUCAGACGAAGAAGACAUGGACGACGGCGGUGGUGGCGGUGGUGGCCUGGCGAACCGAUAUCGUGACCACCAGAAAGUCACUGGCAUAACAGAUUCUGGUCCAGAUAAUGAUGGAAUGGGCUACCUGAACCCAUUGGCAAAGACCAAACUGGUGCAUCUCCUAAGUCGACUACCAGACUCGAAUGCCAAACUCCGCAAAGGUGACGUGGCGCGGGUGACGGGGUUUGCUAUCGAACAUGCCGGAGCCGGCGCGGAGGAAGUUGCUGCAUUGGUCACGCGCAACGUGGUCAACCCGUUUUGUUACAGUAUUAAGAAAAACAAAAACAAAAGCAGAAGCAGAAGCAGAAGCAGGACCGGCUCUCAGACUCCUCCUGCAGCCUCAGACGACGACAGCAAGGACCGAGAAGGAGACUCCGAGAACAAAAACAAAUCGAACGCAAAGGACAACUCUCCCUCCGAUUCUUCUCCUGUAGAUACCACUCCAGCUUCCCUCGUCGGCUUAUACAUAAUAAGCGACAUCCUAUCGUCCUCGGCAUCCGCCGGCGUCCGCCACGCAUGGCGCUACCGCUCCCUCUUCGAGACCCAACUACGUGUGCAAAACGUGUUUCCCAUCCUCGGUCGCGCCGCCCGGCAACUCAACUGGGGAAAACUGAAAGAAGACAAAUGGCGCCGUAGCAUUCAGAGCAUUUUAGCCCUUUGGGAAGGGUGGUGUGUGUUUCCGGGUCCGAGUCAUGAUGCUUUUGUGGAUGGGUUUCUUCAUCCGCCGCUCACGGAAAAGGAACUCGAGGAGAAAGAAGCCAGAGAAAAAGCAGAAGCCGAAGAAGAGAAAAGAGCAGAUAAGGAACGGGAAAGGGAAAAGGCUGCAAGUCGCUGGAGGACCGUUACUGUCGACGCCGAGCAACGGGACCACGACUCCGGCUACGCACUGCCGCAGUCAAUCAGCAAUAACAACACACACAGCCAGGAUCACGAUGGUGAUGUCAAUAUGGAGGACACCAACGUCGACGGAAAGCCCAUGGCCGAUGAUGAAGAAUACAAUGACGCCGACGAUGAUGACGAUGACAGGCCUACCAGUGACGCUGACCUCGAUGGUGUCCCCAUGGUCGAUAGCAGCGAUGAGGAACAAGAACAAGAGGAAGACGGACCAUCGUCACAUUCACAUCCCGAGGGAGUCACGCCGCAGCAGCAUGCAUCAUCUUCAUCUGGCGAGCCUCAGCCGCCGACGACUACUACUACGACUUCUACCAGUGUGCCGCAUGAAACACCAGAAGCUGUCACAGGAGCAUCCGCAGCGGCGUCCGCGCCUGAGCGUACCGUUGAAGGGGACGACAACACUGUAUCAGGCACCAAGGCACACCUUGAAGUACCCUCCUCAUCAGCCGCCUCACAAGGCCGCGCUGGCAGGGCUCGUCCUAGGGCCGUAGACUUUGAUGACAUGUUUGAGUAA